Molecule: messenger RNA, 1249 nt
Organism: Purpureocillium takamizusanense
Lineage: Eukaryota; Fungi; Ascomycota; Sordariomycetes; Hypocreales; Ophiocordycipitaceae
Exons: 1
Source: RefSeq, a predicted model, not a curated record
AUUCCUCACUCGUGUGAACUCGCCAGACGACGUCGCCAUGUCGAACGUGACUGGUGGUACGGUCCCUCCGGCCGUCACGCCCAGCACUCCUGCUGUGUCGACGCCGAGCACGCCUUCGCAACCGCCCACGACUCCACCGGCGGCGAGCAGCAGCAGCAGCUCUCCCCCGCCGCCGCCAUCGACCUCGUCCACACCCACACCGACGACUCCAUCGACCUCGUCGACUCCCCCCCCGGCCACCUCCUCGCCGCCGCCUCCUCCCACAUCGUCGACGCCACCACCCGCGACUUCGUCGAGGCCCACACCCUCGUCCACCCCUGUCACCACGUCUAGCAGUUCCACACCGCCGGCACCGACGACAUCUGCCCCGACAACUGUGGUGACAGAGACGCCGACCACCCUCUCUACGGCCGUUACCACUGUCGUCCGCACUUCCACGACACUCCCGUCUUCGUCGUCGCCAGCUGCGACUACCAGCUCGACAUCGACGCCUACGCCCAAUGACCCAGCUGGCAGCGGCAGCGGAGGCCUGAGCCAGGGGUCCAAGGUGGCCAUAGGCGUUGUUGUGCCUAUUGCUGCCAUUGCAAUUCUGGCCAUUCUUGGAUUGUUUUGGUGGAAGAAGCGGAGAGCUCGCCAGGAGGCCGAGGAGGAGCGCCGCAAGGAGGUCGAAGACUAUGCCUACAACCCUAAUGCCGACCCCACAAUUCCCGCUGUCAGCAUGGCUGCCGCCGAUAACUCGUACGAGAUGCGCGAGGACGGCGGAUCGGGCUAUCGUGGAUGGGGGUCGACCACUGCGGCCGGCUCUACCGGGCGCAAGGCGUCUACAACCAUGUCUGGUGGCAUGGCGGGCGGCGCGUACUCAGAUAUGACGUCUCCGACCCGCGUCGCCAACUCGGAGGCCAGGUCCGGCGAGGCUCUCCUUGACGGCUCGUCGUCCCCUGAUGGAGAGAUUCUGGGAGCUAUGGGCCCGGCCGCGGCCAACAACCGCGGAGACGUCCGCCGAGGUCCCUCCAACGCAUCGUCCUCCUAUAGUGCAGGUGGACGGUCGGAGGGGUCCGAGGGCGGUGUGUACGGCAACGGCGGCGGCGCCUAUUACGACCAGUAUGCGCAGAACCCGUACAGCGACCAGCGGCCUCAGGAGCUUCCCGGCCAGGCGGUGAUUAGGGACAACCCGGCGCGGCGUAACACGCGCAUCGAGAACCCAGCGCACUAUCCUCAGCAAAGCGCUGGCAUCGCCCAGAAUUUCUAA